Molecule: messenger RNA, 1131 nt
Organism: Schistocerca americana (American grasshopper)
Lineage: Eukaryota; Metazoa; Arthropoda; Insecta; Orthoptera; Acrididae
Product: probable enoyl-CoA hydratase, mitochondrial
Exons: 8
Coding region: 105-983 (292 amino acids)
Biological process (GO): fatty acid beta-oxidation
Cellular component (GO): mitochondrion
Molecular function (GO): enoyl-CoA hydratase activity
Source: RefSeq, a predicted model, not a curated record
GGCAUAUCGACGUGCUGCAUUAAACAAAUAGCCGGCUGUGCCGUAGUAUCACUUGGUGAGAAGCGAUCUCGGCGAAUAAAUAUUUGUGCUGGUCUGGACCAAAAAUGGCACUAACUUUCAACAUUACGCGUGUAUUAACUGGGCGAGUAUCUGGGAUCUCCAGGUGGUCAUACGUUGCUUCGAAAAAUUAUGCGACAAGUGGUGCAUACACACACAUUCUAACUGAGACAGCUGGAGAGAAAAAAAAUGUUGGUAUCAUAAAAUUAAACCGACCCAAAGCUUUGAAUGCCCUGUGCAAUGAUUUGAUGCAUGAAGUUGGAAGUGCUCUUGAUGCAUUUGAGAAAGAUGACAAUAUUGGUGCUGUUAUCAUUACUGGAAGUGAGAAAGCAUUUGCAGCAGGUGCUGAUAUUAAGGAAAUGAAGGAUUACACAUAUUCCGAUACAGUGAGGGGCAACUUCUUGGGUCACUGGACUAGGGUGUCUCACUGUAAAAAACCUGUGAUUGCCGCAGUGCAUGGAUAUGCGUUGGGAGGUGGCUGUGAACUUGCCAUGAUGUGUGACAUCAUAUACGCUGGCGAGAAAGCAAAAUUUGGGCAGCCUGAAAUAGCUAUUGGAACUAUUCCUGGUGCUGGUGGUACUCAAAGACUUCCACGAAUGGUUGGAAAAUCAAAGGCAAUGGAAAUAUGUCUUACCGGGAACCAAGUCACUGCCCAAGAGGCUGAAAAAAUGGGGUUGGUCAGCAAAGUGUUUCCUACUGAUCAGUUGCUACCUGAAGCCAUUAAGUUAGCAGAGAAAAUAUCAUCUCACUCACCAUUGAUAGUGGCUCUGUGCAAAGAGGCUGUCAACAGAGCUUACGAAACUACCCUCCAGGAAGGACUUCAUUUUGAGAAAAGGACAUUCCAUGCAACAUUUGCAACUGCUGACCGUAAGGAAGGAAUGACAGCUUUUGUUGAAAAGCGCCCUCCAAAGUUCACAAAUAACUAAGGUGAUAUAAAAGAGCUUUUUGAUGUCACCUGACUGCUGAAGACUGUUGAGAAUGGUUAUGAGGAACUUCAUGCAAGAAAUAUAUUUUUUAUACUUUUGUAAUUGAUUAAUCAACUGUCAGUUAUGAAAUAAAGUCCUUUUGCCAUGA